AUGAAACCAUCGAAAGAAAAUCCUAAAGAAAAUUUUGACGAACCAUUCAAUGGCUCAGAUAACGAAUUCGAUGAUACCUAUGAACCUUACAGCUUACUACAACGAAAGGAUUUUCAGAGGAUGUCUUCAUUACAAUUAAAAUUUUAUUAUUUUUUUGAAGAACCUAAUUCAAUUUGGGCAAAAUUAUUUUCGAUAUUAUCUUUGUUUCUUACAUUUGCUACGACUACGGUAAUAUGUAUUGAUUCACUACCAAACGUUAUACCACAACAGCAUGAUAUAUAUCUUCAUAUUUGUGUUUCUGGACGAAAUUAUUUUGACUCUGGCGAAAUGUUUUGGAUUUUAAUAGUAGUUUCGCCGGAGACAGUUGAACCAAAUUUGGGAUCACUUGAACCUGAAUUUGGAUCACUUGAACCUAAUUGA
Scutellospora calospora is the source of this 420-nucleotide messenger RNA. The record is from the annotation of a GenBank genome assembly. Lineage: Eukaryota; Fungi; Glomeromycota; Glomeromycetes; Diversisporales; Gigasporaceae.